AUGUUGCGCUGUGCCCAUAGCAAGCUGUUCCGCGCCACGCCGCUGCUGCGUGUGUGGGCCGCGGAGGAGGACGACGCGAGCGCCCCGCGGACAACCUUCAGGAACGUGAGGCCUGGCCGGCUGCUGCGGCUGUGGCGCCAGAUGCGGCACCGCGCAUGGAUGCUGUACGCGUGGGAUGAGGAGUGGGUGUCGCCGAUGCAGGAGGGCUACCUGCACCAGCAGCGUCUCGAGCAGGUGUGCUUCGCGCCGCUGUCCGCGUACGGCGUGGUGCCUGGCAGCUACUGCGAUCCACUGCUGUACAACACGAAGCGCACGUCGCCGUUCCGGUGGCACGUGGCGAACGUGCAGGGCGACAUUGUCGGACACUGGUACAUGGACGCCGACGAGCUGUUCCGCAUCGAGGACUGGCAGCCGAGGGAGCCGGACGACCCGCUGGAGAUGUUCCCGCGACCGCCGCCGAUGCUGCUGCGGUGGGACGAGUCGGUGGACGAGCACGGCAACCGCGCGUUCCGGUACAGGUACCACUACGAUAUGAUGGGCCCCACGGGCAAGUGGGAGGCGUACCCGCGGUGCCCCUUCUCUCACCUUUACCAUGGCGGGUCAGACCAGCACGGACGCGCUGAGGGGUACGGCUUCCAGCAGGGCCACCUCCUGCGCUGCGACGAGGCGGAGGAGGAGGUGCUGCGCCGCAUCAUGGAGGGGGAGGACAGGGAGUGGGAGAUGGUGAAGCGGACGGAGGCGGUGCAGGAGCCGUGGUCGUACCCGGGCAAGAUCCGCCCGAGGGACUUUGAGGGGGCGGUGGAGCGUGCGAAGGCGCGGUACCGCGAGCGGGUCCGACACGGCAAGGAGACGGACCCGAGCGAGGACCCCGAGUACGACCUUGUUCAGGCCAGCGAGUACGUGGAGCCGCGCGAUGGGCGGCGGGCGGAAUGGCGGCAUUUGUGGGCGUCGGGCCGCAAGCCCGGCGAGUCGCUGCCCUUCCACGUAGCGUUCAACGACGGACUGUGCUUCGAGGGGAACGAGGGCGGCCCGCCAGCGCACCCGGCGGCGCACUACGAGGCGACGCCGAAGGGGGCGCCGUACGGGAGGUACGAGGACGCGGACGCCGCUGCAGCCCGCGCAGCUGAAGCGGCGCACAAUGCUGCGUGUGAGCAGUCGCUGAGCGAGGCGAUGGCGCGGCAUCGCAGGCUGUUUGGCGACACGAGCGGCGCGCCGAGCGGGCCGAAGGCGCCUCUGCCGACGGGUUGCCGGCCGAUGAGGUGCGCGCCGGGCCCGCCGCUGCCAUCUGGCCGCAGCCGGAGCUCGGGCGCCAGAGCAGUGGGCAGCGGGUUAUUUUUUUGUUCGCCCACUCUUUUUCGUUUUGCUUUUUCGUGCCUCGUACUCGUGCUUUUAUACCCCCACCCUCCGAUAUUUCUCUUACGACCCCUCCUUCCCCCUCUUCCCUUUCUUUUGCCUCGACAUCGUCUUUUCAUCGUGGGUAUACCGACCAAACGAAGCGGACGGGUGGACGGGGGCGCACCCGCCCGCUGGUCAUGCUCUCUGUUUCGCUGGCCGCCCACUCCACGCCGCUGGUCUGUGCGGAGCUCCGCGCUGCGUAUGGCUCGCCCCUCCCUGCCCCUCGCCUCCUCCUCAUGUGCACCGCUCCCUCCCUCUCCCUCCCUCUCUAUCCUUCGUUGUCACCUCGGCCAACCUUCACGGACACGCAGACGUACGUGCGCAUCCACACUACCCCUCGCCUCGCUGCUGCUGCUGUGA
Leishmania major strain Friedlin is the source of this 1755-nucleotide messenger RNA. RefSeq lists its product as hypothetical. The coding region runs from base 1 to 1755 and encodes 584 amino acids. The record is from RefSeq and is a predicted model, not a curated record. The transcript has a single exon. Lineage: Eukaryota; Euglenozoa; Kinetoplastea; Trypanosomatida; Trypanosomatidae.